Molecule: messenger RNA, 480 nt
Organism: Aspergillus ochraceoroseus IBT 24754
Lineage: Eukaryota; Fungi; Ascomycota; Eurotiomycetes; Eurotiales; Aspergillaceae
Product: mitotic-spindle organizing protein 1
Exons: 3
Coding region: 141-368 (75 amino acids)
Biological process (GO): microtubule nucleation by interphase microtubule organizing center; gamma-tubulin complex localization; mitotic spindle assembly
Cellular component (GO): centrosome; interphase microtubule organizing center; gamma-tubulin ring complex
Source: RefSeq, a predicted model, not a curated record
GCAACUACCAUUACUCCGUCAUCACAUCAAAUCCAUCCCCUGACAUUAUUUCCCGCAAAACUUCCAAGUCUGUAGCUUUGAUUUUUGAUCCUCCUACCAAGGUAGCAAGCGCCCUUGUACGCUUCACCCAUUAGCCAAAAAUGCCUCCACAAUCCGAUGACAAACGUCAAGCCGCCCGCGAAGUUAUUGACAUUCUUCAUGAGAUUUCGACCCUCCUAAACACGAAUUUGGACCGAACGGAGCUCUCUCUAUGUGUCUCUUUGAUCGAGAAUGGAGUCAACCCUGAUGCGCUUGCGACCGUCAUCAAAGACUUGAGAAAGGAGGCGGUGGUUGCAUCGCGUGGUCUUCCAAAUGAGGCGUCUGAAUGAUUCUUAUGCUUGGUUUUUUUUUCUCUCUUUUAAUCUGUGUUAGGGGUUGCAUUUCUCUGUUAUUCUGAACUCAAGAUACCCUGUUAUUCGCAUUUUUAUGAUAAAAAUGAUC